Molecule: messenger RNA, 315 nt
Organism: Prunus armeniaca (apricot)
Lineage: Eukaryota; Viridiplantae; Streptophyta; Magnoliopsida; Rosales; Rosaceae
Source: the annotation of a GenBank genome assembly
AUGUCCUCCUCUAUUCUCUGCAUUGCCCUCAUAUAUUCCCUGCUCUUCUUCACUUGUUUUGACGUCUCUUUGGCUGCAAGAAACAUCCCAUCUAGCGCCCCGAGCACGAUGGUGAGGCCUUUGGUCAAGGAGGGGCUAGAUCACUAUGUGGGCAUGAAGCCUCAGGACUUGAAUCACAAGCAACAAGUUUUUCAUGGGAGGGAAGUGAAGGGUUGCUUGCCAAAAGGGUUUAGGCAUGCCUCGGCUCCAAGCCGGUACGUGAACUAUCACGCACUUGGCCAAGGCUGUUCUUCUAUGCGCUCCAAGAAACCUUGA